AUGGCGGAUAUCAGUCCCAUUAUUACUACGCUAGGAGUCUUUCCUCAGGUCAUUGAUGCUGCCGAAAAGUACAAGACUGCGGAGCCUGAUCUUGAAUCUCGUGGGAUAGCGAGAGGCAUCGCCAACGAGAACGCACAAUUCGAGCAAACCACACAAAGACUCCAGUAUCCAACACAGUUAUCUUCCUCGCACGACUACAAUUUUGUCGUAUCACAACUAGAGGCAAAUUUCGGUGCGAAGAGUACCGCGCAGAUACUCGACGACUUGAACACCCUGACCGCUCAGCUUCACAGUCUGAAGGCUGAGCUCGUCAAUACCGGGCGAGGAAAGAAGUGGAAAGGUCACGUCAACCACAACAAGACCCUGCUGCCCAGCCCGAUAUUGAAGGACAAGGUCCACGACCACCUUCUCCGAGUGAACAGUCCCUAG
Colletotrichum karsti is the source of this 429-nucleotide messenger RNA. RefSeq lists its product as uncharacterized. The record is from RefSeq and is a predicted model, not a curated record. The coding region runs from base 1 to 429 and encodes 142 amino acids. The transcript is spliced from 2 exons. NCBI's taxonomy places the organism in Eukaryota, Fungi, Ascomycota, Sordariomycetes, Glomerellales, Glomerellaceae.